Messenger RNA from Perkinsus marinus ATCC 50983, 1505 nucleotides. RefSeq names its product Glucosylceramidase precursor, putative. Bases 1 to 1410 code for a protein of 469 amino acids. Gene Ontology annotation, biological process: glucosylceramide catabolic process. Gene Ontology annotation, molecular function: glucosylceramidase activity. The transcript has 11 exons. Lineage: Eukaryota; Perkinsozoa; Perkinsida; Perkinsidae. The record is from RefSeq and is a predicted model, not a curated record.
AUGACACGUCGGUCCAUCACAAUUGACCAAGGUCCGGCAGCUACUUAUCAUGUCAAGUUGAAUACGGCGUUGUUGAAUCCUAGACCUGUCGAAGGUUUUGGGGGUGCAUUCACAGCGGCAUCUGGUGUGAAUUACAAGAAGUUGAGUGAUGAUGAUAAACGCAAAUUCAUCGAAUUGUACUUUGGCCAGAGUGGACUCCGCUACACUAUGGGUAGAAUUCCAAUCAACUCGUGUGACUUCAGUCCGUAUACCUACGCCUUUGCCAACGUGUCUGAUGACUUCGCUUUGGAGCACUUCGAUGAGUCUUUGGAGGGAGAUGAAGACACCGGUAUGAUUCAGCUCAUGCACGAUGCUUUGGGGAAGGCGUCAUUGAAGCUAUUCGGAAGCCCAUGGUCCCCACCAUAUUGGAUGAAGGCCGGCGAUCACAGUAUGAUUGGCAGCGCUAAUCCCUGCCUUAAGCAAGACAAGAGAUACAAACAAGCCUGGGCGGACUACUUCGUCAAAUGGAUUCAAUCUUAUGGGAAGAAGAAGAUACCUAUUUGGGGAGUAACGCAGCAGAACGAGCCACAAUUCUAUGUCAACACAAGAUGGGAGGCUUGUUCGUACGACCCUGCCAACCAGACAGAAUUCAUAAGGGACUAUCUUGGACCAACUCUGAACAAAACAUUCGGGGAUAAAGUGAAGAUCAUGUACAUGGAUUAUACCAAGGACCACUUAAUGGAAGUGUCAGAUGUCGUUUUACAGGAUAGCAAGGCUGCUCAGUACAUUUAUGGUGCCGGAGUCCAUUGGUAUACCUUCGACCAAAUUUCAAAUCUUGAGAAUUUCAAAGCCAAAUACGGCAGUAAAUACGCUCUCCUGGGGACCGAAGCAUGCACCUGUGAUUGGGACGCGAUUGGGUUCUUCCACAACUCUACAUGGCAACGAGCUGCUCGCUACGUACAUGGUGUUAUAGUUGACUUCAUGCACGGCGGAGCAACUGGAUGGGUGGACUGGAACCUACUACUCAACGAGAAAGCAUCACAUGCCAAUCGUGGAGGCCCCAACCACGCUGAUAACUAUUGCUAUGCACACAUCCAUAUAGACAACGCAAGUCAGCUAGUGAUUCAACCUUCUUAUUAUGCCUUUGGGCACAUCACUAAAUUCGUCGCUCCCGGUGCUAGGAUGGUCACUUCUGUGAAUGUUACCAAUUCUACAUCGAGUCCGAUCUUUACUAUUAACACACUAGAAGCAAUGGCUUUCGUAAAUGAGGCCAAAACUGAGUUGGAGAUUAUCGUACUCAGUAGUCAGGAAAAGGACAUCUCGGAUUUGAUCAUUGAGGUGCAGCUGCCAGGCGGGAAGUACCAGACCGUCCACGUUGGUGAAGUACCCGGCUUCAGCGUCACCACCGUCAUACUCCCUGGCAAUUUUUGAGCUUGACAAUCACGACUCGUUUAUGAAGCUUUUGCACUUCGAUAUCAUCGCCGUCCUAUCACUGUAACGUGGGUUUCGUUCACUUUCCACUCGGG